Molecule: messenger RNA, 7776 nt
Organism: Symbiodinium sp. CCMP2592
Lineage: Eukaryota; Dinophyceae; Suessiales; Symbiodiniaceae
Source: the annotation of a GenBank genome assembly
AUGCCUAGCAUAGCUCGGCCUCGGCCUGGCUUCACUUUAGAGCAGCUUUUGGGAAGCCCACACGCGUGGAGUGAGGAGCCUCCUUUUCCCGCGGGUCCUGCAGGACAGCACUUCUGCUGUGUCUGUGACGGUAAUGCCAGGCUGGUCACUGUUACACAAGCCGUUGAGAGUCUCAUCAUUCAAGCUGCCUCUCGGGCGACUUGGCUCGACCGGGAUGUCUUCGGAUACCAAAUUCCAGACCCGAGCGUACGCGACGCUGCGAUUCGCGGUUGUCUAUGCCAAGACGUCCGCAUCUUGCACGCUUGGGAAGCAGGAGAAGAUGCGCGCAAUACAGUGCUUGGGAUCGUUGAUUGUCGCGCUAUGCUACAAGGCUGGAGCGUUGUGGCGACCGUUGGGGGUCGCGUUCGACAUGCUGAUCUUGUUGCUGAAAUAGGGCAUUUCACUCCCGAUGGGUGGCAGGUUCAGCUUGAUGACAUCACUAUGGAUGGCGAGUGGAUUCAGAUUUUCCCAGGUGGGGUUAUUGUUGCUUCAUUCGUGCCGCUGUCUUCAGAGGAAGAACUCGGUUCCCCUACUCAGCGUAACCACCCCCGUGCUUUUGAGGUACCAGCAGGUGCCCCGGAUGUUGCUCUGUCAACUUCUUAUGCCUCUCCCACGCGCGCAGCGUCAGAUAACGAUAGCAUCCGCAGUCGUUCUCCAAGACAUGGUACCCGUGACCAUAGGGUCUUGUUGCGCACCUUUACGUCUGCAGGCUGCCUGUUUGGCGCUGUGGCUGUGCAAUGCGUGGAACCGGCCCAGGGUGUGCCUCUGCCUUCCGGUGGUCUCACAGGUGAUGGUCAUCUCACUUGGUUCCUGGUAGCUGGUUUUCUUGUGCUCUGUUCUGCUCUUGGCAUUGCAUGGCGUGCCUCUUGGCUUCCCGGCGCUGUUUUUCGACAGCGGCCCGUGAUGUGUUGGAAUGCCUUACGCCGGUGCAAAUUACUCACAGAGCCAAAGGUUUCUUCCAUGCUUGAGCAAGCCGUUUUCGAUGAGUUGCGUCAUCUAGCGGAUUCGAUCGGAUUGCCAUGGCCCUAUCUGCGAUCGGUUUUUGUGCAUGGCUUUCCUGGUGACUCUGCCGAACUUGCCACGCGUGCUGCUGCUGACUCUCCCACGGAAAUGCCUUGUGCGAUACUGGUGCCUGAUUUCCGUCCUGAACGUGUCACAGUACAUGAUGUUCUGCCCAUCGACACUGAUCGACUGUUGUCACUUGUUCAGGCUCAGCGCGAGCCCUUGCAAGUUGAACGCUUUCCUUUCCUCGUUGCAGUGGUGCCGCAGCCGCAACCUCAAUGGGGUCUUUUCGUAGCUGCACCGGUGUGGGCGCCUCGGCACCCUCUGGUGGUGUUUGAUCUUCUGGCACUUGAUGGUCGCAUCUUUACUCUGCAUGUCCCUCUCGUAGCACCGGUGCAUUUCCUCUUGAGACUCGCCAGAGUUCCACCUGGAGUUGCGGUGAAUGUUGUGGUUGGGUUUGAAGUCGCACCUGCACCCCUAGACAGGGAGCUUCGUCUGCUGCAAGGCCAAUGUAUUACUUUCACACCUGCCCAUCUCCUCCCACCGCCUGUGAGCACUAUCGACACCAUGCUCUUGUCAGCUACUGGAUGGGGCCAGGGGGCUGCCUUCCACGGUGUGCGGGACGUUGUUGGCUACUGUCUCGCCACAGAAGGCAAUAGCCUGCGGUUUGUUCCUGAUCCGGGACGCCCUUGGGCUUUCAGACGAGAUCUCGCCCGCGAGUGUCAUAUGCCAGAAGAUGCUUGUGUGGUAGUGCCCUCCCAACCUGCGGUGUUGGAUUGUCAGAUCAAUGGGGUAGCAUGCCGAACGGUUUUGAGUGUCAUCCGACGUCGUCCAGCUCUUGGUCAGGAUUGGAUGCCCGUUGCCGUCGAUUGUCGUGCUAUCAUGCAGGGCUGGACGGUCUGUAUUGCACGACAGGGUCUUGUAAGGAUCGCUGAGCUUGAGCAGGAGUUGGGCGAGUUCGCGCCUCUCUUUUGGAAGCUUGAGGUUGUAGGCCCUAGGCCCGAUUCUGGAGUUAGGCCUGUUGUUCAGGGUGAGGUUCUGGUAGUCGUGUAUGUGCCUGAUCUUGACGAUGCCCAUGGUGAUCAUCCCGUCGGGACUGCUGUGCCGGAUGCUACACCCCCACCUGACGAGAUUGAGGCACCAUUGCAUGACAUACCCAGACGUGAUCACAGCGUCGUGCAGCAACGGGGUGCGGCCUCAAACGGGCCUGCUCGUGGCAUUGAUCGGACUGCUUCGGUACGAGAUGUCACUCACAGGGCUGAUGCUGUCCUUGAUUCUGGUGUUGCCUGUUGCACCUUCUCCUGGAUUGAUGUCCUGCAGCGCGUGAGUCGAGUAGUUAAGUGGCAACAAGCAGGUUGCAUUUGCUUGGUGUUCACCUCUAUCCUCCUCCGUGUCUGCGGCACAAGCGUCAGUAACCCCAUCGUAUGUGCAUUCCUUCUGCAGAUUCUGUUCUUGUCUGGUUCCCCUGACGGAAGGGCCCUCAUUCCCAGACUUGUGAUGGGAAGUCACAGAUGGAUUGUCCUGAUACUCCUGAUUUCGGUCUAUGUGCUACCUGGUGCGGAGGCGGCAUCUCACACUGCAGCGCACCGUACAGGAGGAUUGGCGCCUGAGGACAUUGCUGCAGCUCUGGCUUGCAGUGUGGCAAGACCGAUUGCUACCCCGUGUCGUGGCCGCGACCGGCGUGCUUCUGUUCGACCUUUGCCUCGCUCCUUGCGUUUGGCUCGUGGGGUAAGUACGCCCUACACAGCGUCGUGUGCAGAUCUUGGUGUGCCCGAAAUUGGGGCCCAACCUACGCUUCUUGAGGAAAGCGUCCGGCUGAGCCAGGGCCGUCCAUUCUAUCUUGCUGCCACCCUACUCGAUGUUCUCCUAGAGGACGAGACAGCUAAACGUAUGCAAGGCGCGACUUCACUGACCAUGCACGACGGGGUUGCACGAGGUGAUGUUGCGUCUGCUGGAGGCGGUGUCGCUGCCCUGGCUCGUGCCGAGCCAUCAGCUGCCACGGAUACCUUCACCUUGUGCCUAGAUGACGCACUCCCGCGCACGCCAUGUUCCACGCCUUGUUCCACGGAACAUUUUAAUCUUGACUGUGGUCAAUGUGCACUCCCCUUCGACCCAGCCCUCCUUGAUGUGCUUCGUUCAGGCUUCGCCUUUUCCCAGUUGGGGCGCGUUCCUGCUCGUGUACCCAAGCCAGGCCGCUUUGAUACCUGGAUCCGGGAAGGCUUGCCUGGAAGCUCUCCUGAGCCUGCCUCUGAUCUCGUCAUUACCACCGACGGUGCCUACUUGCCUCAUUCUGGCCAGGCUGGCUGGGCUGUCGUUGUCAGCGCGAGGUCUCGUGGUGCCCCUCUGCCCGGGCGCUUUCUUGGAUGCUUCUUCGGCCCCUUCUUGCCUGUGGGCCUUUGUGCUGAGUGUGGUGUGGCACCAGCCAACGCAUACCUUGCUGAGACGGUCGGUUUGCUUUGGGCGGCGGUUCUUGGCUUUAAGUUGCAUCAUUGCGGACGGAUUCUCUUUCGCGCUGAUUGCCAGUCUGCCAUUGAAGGGGUGAGUGGCAGUGUGAACACUGCUCCAGACCCCAUCUGUAUAGCUUCCCGGUCCUUUCACCUCGCUCUGCGUGCCUUGCGUGGCGACGUGGCUGAGUAUGCGCAUGUCCGUGGGCAUGAUGGUGAUCCUGCAAAUGAGCUUGCUGAUGGCCUUGCAGGCAUCGGUGCACUUGGGCGGUGUAAUGCGCAGGCUCUCGCCUUUGAUAUUGCUCCAUGGUUGCGACAAGGAGCCUCUGCUGCUAAGUGGCUGCCACAUGCGUGUCUCAGCCUCGCUCAGGCUGACACACUUCCGGCUCUGCAGUCGGGUGUCUUCAGCUGGUCACUCCAACAGCCUGCUUCUCGGAUUGACCCGAGCCUUAUGAUGCGUCCUUUUGCUCGGACCUUGCUGGCCACUUCUGCUGCUAGUGACAAGGCUCGUGCCACCCGCACAUUUUCUUGGACCAUGGCCUCAUUUAACGCCCUCUCGUUACAGGAUGCGAAGGAUCCCGGCGUGGGUAUAGGCUCAGGCCUCUAUGGCGCUGCUGGGAGGAUCGGUCUUCUUGACGGUACCCUGAACGAAAAAGGAAUCUUUUUGCUUGGUGUACAGGAGGCUAGAACUCCGACGGGAUCUGCGACAUCCGAGCAUUAUCAGAGAUAUUGCUCGGGCUGCACCUCCGAAGGGCAGUUUGGCAUUGAAUUGUGGAUCGCUUCAGGCGGUGACUGGCCUAGUCAUCGUGUUGUGGUAGUGCAUGCCUGCCCCACUCGUUUGAUUGCCCGGUUGUCUCUGCUAGGCCAGCAGUACAUGGUUGCAGUUUGUCACGCACCUCACCGCUCCCAUGAUGAGAAGCACAAGCAACAGUGGUGGGAGGCCACGAUUACUGUCUGUCGCUCUGCUGGCGCAGGGCUUUCGUGGUUGCUUCUUUUUGAUGCCAACUGUCGGCUGGGUGAUGUCGUGUCUGAUCAUGAGAUCUUGACUUGUGCUCCCCGGGUUGGGUGGCACGUCAACAUUAAUGAUCAUGCUGCGGUUCUCAAUGAGUAUCUCUUCUCUGAGUUUGCUCGGGACUUCCCUCUACGUGCCAGACGUAUGCGUGCGUCUUUCAUUUCUGAGGACACAGCGGCCCUCCACGCCACACUUGCCAAUUUGCGGCAUGCUGUGCGUAAUCGGAUGGUUGCUUUAGACAAUGCUCGGCUGCGAUGUGCCUUUCUUGCUUGGCGGCCCGACCAGCCUAGCUUCGACCAACUUUUCUCUGGUGCCUGGCUGCAGCAGCUCUUCGGGGUCAUUGAAGCCCUUGCUGCCCGCAUCAGGGAGGUUGGCAAGGAGUUGCGCAAGCGGUGCAGACAGGACAAGCGUGCCUAUCUAGAACAGCUUGCUGACGGAGUUGAAAUUGCUCUACCAGGGGACGCCCAGACGGCUCAGAAUCCCGUGCACGAAUCCCUGCGGUGUGCCGAACUCCCUGAUCUAGGGCAACUUCGGGACGUCUUUCGGUCGGUUAGUCCGAUGAAAGCUACGGGGCCUGACGGCCUACCUCCGGUCAUGUGCAGGCAUUUCUCGACACCACUCUCGCUCCUGUUCUGGCCGGUUUUGAUGAAGAUGCUUUGUUUCGGUUCUGAACCUGCGGGCUACAAGGGUGGUACCUUAUAUCACAUCGCGAAACCGGGAGCUGCCAUUAAGGGUGUCUGUGACGCAGAGAGGGGCAUUUUGGUUCAGCAUACCCUCGAGAAGGUGAUGCACAAGGCCCUGCGCCCGCUGUCUUCCCAGCUGCUUGAGCAGCGUGCCGCGCCUCUCCAACUUGGAGGACGUAAGGGGCUGAGUCAUGCUAUGGGAUUUUACUGCUCCAGACUGUUUAUGGAUGCCAUGCGAGCACAGUCCCGAUCGAGUGCCAUCCUCUUCUGCGACCUAGCCGCCGCUUACUAUGCUGUGGUGCGCGAGACUUUGCUUGGAUGUGGUGCUCAUCAGGCAUCUAUCUCCGAUAUUGCUGCGUCGCUGCAUCUGUCCGACGACGAUUUGCAGGCAUUGCAGUUCUAUACGUCGGAAGAACCAGUCCUCAGUGGCCCUGAUGGCAGCGAUCUGUUGCGCUCGAUUGCUCGCGAGCUUCAUUCCCAGACUUGGUUCGUCAUGCACCAGGACUCGCAGAUGAUAAUGACUCGUCGAGGAACUAGGCCCGGCUCCUCAUGGGCCGACUCGCUUUUCAGCCUGCUGUUUGUCCGUGUUCUUCACCGACGAGGCAACUUUCAGGAUGCGGGUCUUCAGCCAAGGCUGACCUGGUCGGGCCGACGGGAGCCUUUUCCGUCCCGUGCCGGCACUUGUUCCGCACCGUCCAUUGCCAUACAGGACAUCAUAUUCGCUGACGAUUUGGCGACUUGCGUCUGGGCGGAGCGUGCCGCCGCUCUCCCCGGCGCAGUACGGCACGUCGCGGGUUGUUCCAUUGACACCCUGCGUAAUCAUGCGCUGCGCCCCAAUAUUGCGCCAAAGAAGACAGCUGCACUGCUUGCGCCUGUCGGCGGUGGCGCCAAGGCUAUGCGUGAGGCCACUUUUACUGUUGGGCGUGGGAAGCUCACAGUUCUUUGUGAGACUUCCGGGCCGGUGAUCAUGGAUGCUGUCGCCAGCUAUCGACAUUUGGGGUCAGUGCUUAUGCACAACGGCUCCCUCACUGCGGAAGCCAGAGCUCGGGUGCAAUGCGGCUGGCAGCUGUUCCGUGAAGGAAAAACGCACUGUGCAGGAGCAUGGCCGUUCUUUUGCAAAACGGGAUGGCGAGUCCUUGAGUCUUGCUACUUCUGCAUGUUGCGUUCCAUGAUUCGCAUUCCUCGUGAUGCAGAUCAGCAUUGGUCGGAGGCUCGAGUGUUGGCUGAGGUGGGUCUUCCUUGUCUUCGUGGCUUGAUUGCUGUUGAGCGACUUCGGUUCUUAGCUCAGCUCUGGCGUUCCGGGCCCGAUGAGGCGUUUGCCCUGAUCCAGCACUCGUCUAGAGCGAUCGCGGCAUUUGAGGAUGCUGCGACGUGGAUGCUUGAGGCUGUUUCUGCCACCACUUGCUUGGGUCCUCUUCGAGACAAUUGGGACUCAUGGACUUCGUUAUUUGGUGCUCCUGGUCGUCUCAAGGGCAUACUUCGCCGUGCUUCUGCUUGGCAUGUUGCACGACUGCGUGCGCGGGCCGCCUUCGAGAAGUUCUGCGUUCGGACUUGGGCUCCUUUGCCCCCUCCUCCUGUAGCGCUUGAAACCGCUGACAACGCCUGCCUUGUCUGCGGUAUUGCUUUCUUUGAUGAGCACGCAUGGUCCGCACAUGCGGUGCGAGCGCAUGGUUUUCGCUCCCGGGCUCGGCGUUUUGCAGUUGGCAUCCGGUGUCGCGCCUGUGGUACUGGUUUCAUCGAUGUCAAGCGCCAUCGGUGGCACCUUAAGACCUCUGUUCGUUGCUGUCAAGCCGUCGAAUGGAACUUUGCCGGUCUCCUUGAGCCUGAUCUAUCCUCGCCGCGUCAUGCCCAGAGUGUGCGCUCCGAGGGUUUUGGUGUUGAUCACCUUCCCGCCAUUCGACCUGUGAUCGCUGUUGCGUUGCUCGAGCGAUUACGGAUCGCUCGUCCGCAGUCCGAUACUGAGAUCUUUGAGAUUGUGAGGGAGACGAUUGAGCCAUUUCAGGUUCUGCGUAACACCUUGCAGUGGUGGAUCAAUGAGCUCCCCUGUUCUGCACUGCGUGAACAGGCUGAGGAUGUUCUUCUGUGUAUGCAGGUUGACCUUCAUUGUGACUUGGCUUCACGGAUGCCGCGUGACCGGUCCUCUGUUCCGGUCUCCUUUGCUCCACAGCUGACCCCUUUUGGGCCUCUCCGCUGCUGCCGCUCUGGGCAGUUGGUGUUUGUCGGCACUUCGGAGCUUCCUGCUGGAAAUGCCUUUUCGCACCCUAACCUGGUUCGGCGAUUCCUGGAUUUCUCUGACGCCCACCCUGAUUUGGACGGGAUUGCUGCUCUGGUCCUUGUGGUACCUCCGGCUCCCGUUCCGCUUCGGCUCCUCUGGGAGCCUGCCUCCUGCACACUCCGUGCCUUGCGGGCUUAUCUCCCCUGGCUGUCUUCCCUCCUGUCUUGGACUUCAGCUCUGAUUGCCCUUGCCAGUCUGGGACGGCCAUGCUCGGUCACGUUUUCGUGUCCUCGUGAGGUUGCAGGCUCGCUCACCGAGUGGCUUGACUUGUCAUGCCGCUUGUCGCCGGGCGUUGUCUCCCUCCUUGCCGGUUUCACCUGA